UCCCGGGGCGGAUCUGGGCUUCUCCGUUCUCACACUGCCUGACAGCGCCUCCCGUUCAUAGGCAGCGACCUUUCCGAGGUGCUGUGUAAUACAUGGCAUAUAAUGUGCACCAACGCGGAACACGUGCGUGCUUAAGGAUCGUCAUAUAUACCCCAUGUAUGAGUUAGGGAUAUUUGAAAUUUACGAUUGUUGACAACGUGCACUGUUUUCAGUUUGAGCUUGCCGCCCAUUUCUUUGUAAAAGCGCGUAAAAAGGAUCAAACCAAGCAACGCAAAAGUUAAAAUCGUAUGUGUUUAAGUUGAUCAUAACCAAAGUAUUUUCCAGUUUUUUUAUUUUAAUAUAAAAUCGUUCAGGUAUGUGGGGUGUUGAAAACAUUUAUAGUGGCGCCAAGAUUUGAUUUUAAGGUAACAUUUAGAAUAAUGAGUGAACCAAAAACAUGGCUUUAAUUAUGGGAAUAGUUCUCAGUAAUGUCUCAAGUGAGCAUCGUAGCUGCUCGCAUCUUAGGUUAUUGCAGCGCAUCUUAAAAUCGUUGAUUUCCUUGUUUAACUUUUCCAAAUAAAUUCCUCACCUCUCAAAGUAAUAUACAACAUUAUAUAAGAGUACACAAAUAAGUCUGCUCAUGACGUUUAAUAUUGUUGCAAUGAGUAACAUAAUUAAAAAUAUACGUAUUUUAACCUGAGCACACGUACUGUGAAAACGUACUGUGUCAUUCCUAAUCCUCUAGUGAUGAAUUAAUUUAGUUAAGUACAGGCUUGAAGGCUAUGUCAAAACAAGUGGAGAAAUGCUGUGAAUGUUAUCUUGAAGUUCAGCACUGAUUUCAGAAAUUGUUUAUGGGGUAGAGUUUAUAAGGUUGUACCCGGAAAUCAUUUAACAGGAAGACAGUAUUUUCUGUAAAGUGCAAAUUUCCUAUUUCACCAUGGGCUGCUACUGUCCAGCCAAGGGUUUUCUAAAGUAGGCACUAGUAAGACAAGUUAUGUCGCGGACACUGAAGAGGUUUGUGAUAUGUAUCGAGAAUCCUUAGCUGUGCAGAUAUUCCACCCACAUAAAAUCUCAAUGGAUAAAAAGUAGAGGAUAGGGUUAGGAACAGCAUAAAAGGAGGGAAAGCUGGACAAAUACAUGGGCUCUAACAACUAUGGAGUGUAAUUGGAUUAGUCUGGGUCCAAUGUGGUUUGUUUUAAUGGGGUCUAAAAUGUCUGCUAGCAUACAGUCAUGAGCUUUAUCUUGCCAUUUUUGUGAUAUAUACACACAUGGAUGUGUGACUGUCAUAGUGACUGCGAUAUAUUCUUAUUAUAGUUGCAUACAUACAACAGGUUACCGAUUUCUAUAAUUCUUUCUUCUCUUUUGAAAUAGCAGCCUGUUUAACCUAUUGUUAAGCAGUGUGUGGCUCAGUGGGUUAAGGUGCUGUGUCAGCAAUCAGAAGGUUGUUUGUUCAAAUCCCUUGGCUUGCAGAGUGAGGAAGGUCCUAAACUUGCUACAGGGAUUUGCUGACCCAUAUUUCUCAACAGUAUGUGACAUUGGACUAAAGCUCCUGCUAAAAAUGAAAAUGUUAUGAUGUAAAAAGAGCAAAUAAAAGUGAAACAGGGAAAAUGUGGGGGUAGAGUGUGCAGACUUUAAUGCCAGUGGAGGCUGUUCUGCUGCAUGAUAUCAAGCAGGUUCUUGGCUAGCUGGUGAUGCUAAUUGUAAACAGAGUUAUCAAAUGACAGAACCCCAUGCUGAUCACCUCGUGCGUUCAAUGAGCAAUGGCUUAAAGGGGGAGCCGUAUUGGUGAGGUUCCUCGACUGGGAUCCUUGUACCAGGCUGUGUUUAAUAUGGAAGAGGCAGAGACUCACGCCUGUUCCGUUCUUGUUGCUACGCAGGAGGUUACUGCCACUAGUCGCCAUUAUGUUGACAGACUGUUCGACCCCGACCCACAGAAAGUGCUUCAGGGAGUCAUUGACAUGAAGAAUGCUGUAAUUGGGAACAACAAGCAGAAAGCCAACCUUAUCGUGCUGGGAGCCGUGCCCAGGCUAUUGUACCUGCUGCAGCAGCCUUCGUCCAGCCUGGAGCUGCGGACCGAGUGUGCAGUGGUGCUGGGCAGCCUGGCUAUGGGCACAGAGAACAACAUCAAGUCCCUGGUGGACUGCCACAUCAUCCCCGCCCUGCUGCAAGGUCUUCUUUGUCAGGACCUGUGCUUUAUUGAGGCCUGCCUACGUUGCCUCAGGACAGUGUUCAUCAGUCCGGUUACACCAGUACAGCUGCUCUACCCAGACCCCACUGUGAUCCCCCACCUGAUGUCCCUGUUGAGUCGGUCGCAGCGAACGCAGGAAUACAUCACCCAGAUCUUCUCGCAUUGCUGCAAGACUCCUGAGCAUCAGACGAUUCUGUACAACCAUGGAGCCAUUCAGAACAUCGCCCCCCUGCUCAUCUCCCCCUCCUACAAGGUACAAAUGCAGGCCCUUAAGUGCUUCUCAGUUCUGGCCUAUGAGAAUGCCCAGGUGUCCCUGACACUGGUGAAUGUGCUGGUGGACGGUGAGCUGCUCACUCAGGUAUUUGUCAGGAUGAUGCAGAGGGACCGGCCCAUUGAAAUGCAGCUUACAGCAGCAAAAUGCCUGACGUACAUGUGCCGAGCUGGAGCCAUCAGGACCGAUGACACCUGCAUUGUUCUGAAGACGCUCCCUUGCCUGGUGCGCAUGUGCAGUAAAGAGCGCCUCCUGGAGGAGCGGGUGGAGGGUGCGGAAACGCUGGCCUACCUGAUGGAGCCCGACGUGGAGCUGCAGCGCAUUGCGAGCGUCACCGACCACCUGGUGGCCAUGUUGGCCGACUACUUCAAGUACCCGAGCUCCGUGAGUGCCAUCGCGGACAUCAAGCGGCUGGACCACGACCUGAAACACGCCCACGAGCUGCGGCAGGCCGCAUUCAAGCUGUACGCCUCGCUGGGCGCCAACGACGAGGACGUGCGCAAAAAGAUCACAGAGACGGAGAACAUGAUGGAUAGAAUCGUCAGCGGCCUGUCCGAGUCCAGUAUCAAGGUGCGGCUGGCGGCCGUCAGGUGUCUUCACAGUCUCUCUCGCUCAGUGCAGCAGUUAAGGACGAGCUUCCACGACCAUGCCGUGUGGAAACCGCUCAUGAAGCUACUGCAGAAUGCCCCUGAUGAAGUGCUGGUCAUGGCCUCUUCCACACUAUGCAACCUGCUGCUGGAGUUCUCCCCUAGUAAAGAGCCCAUCCUGGAAUCAGGAGUGAUCGAGUUGCUCUGCAGUCUGACCCAGAGUGACAGUCCAGCACUGAGGGUCAAUGGCAUCUGGGCUCUCAUGAAUAUGGCCUUCCAGGCAGACCAGAAGGUGAAAGUGGAGAUCGUACGAGCGUUGGGCACAGAGCAGCUUUUCCGCCUGCUGUCAGACCCCGAUGCCAACGUGCUGAUGAAGACUCUGGGGCUGCUCAGGAACUUGCUGUCCACACGCCCGCAUAUUGACCAGAUUAUGAGCUCACACGGCAAACAGAUAAUGCAGGCAGUCACCUUGAUCCUGGAGGGCGAGCACAGCAUCGAGGUCAAGGAACAGACGUUGUGCAUCCUGGCCAACAUCGCCGAUGGCAACACGGCCAAAGAGCUCAUCAUGACGAACGACGACAUGCUGCAGAAGAUCAAGUCUUAUAUGGGACACUCAAAUGUUAAGCUGCAGCUGGCUGCCACCUUCUGUGUCUCCAACCUCAUCUGGAACGAGGAAGACGGCUCCCAGGAGCGGCAAGACAAGCUGAGAGAGAUGGGCUUCGUGGACAUUCUGCACAAACUCACCCAGGCCUCGGAUCCCAGCCUGUGUGACAGGGCGAAAAGCGCCAUGCAGCAGUACCUGGCCUGACUGCGAGGGUGGCAGACAGAGGACGUCACUACCCACCAAUCACUGGGAGAUCAUCUUUCAGAUGCCCCCCCACUCCCUUCUCUAAAUUUUUUUUUUCAACCAUUUUGUUUUGUUGCACAAGACACCUUUUGAGUUGUGGCACAAACAGCCUCUUCCCCAGCCCCUCUGCUCCCCUGGGCCCAGAACUCUGAGCGUAACGAAGAAGAAAAGCUACUGGGCACGAUGGUCUCUUUUUAGUUCCCAGCCGGAUUGUUGAGGAUUUAGUUUAUUAUCUCUUUGUGGACAUGAUGUUGAGAUGUGUGUGCGCACAUGCGUAAUGAACUGCACGUGUGUGCGUGUGUGUGUAUAAUGGACUGUGAGUGUGUAAUGAACUACGUGUGUGUGUGUGUGUGUGUGUGUGUGUGUGUGUGUGUGUGUGUGUGUGUGUGUGUGUGUGUGUGGCACUUCCUGGGGGCUGUGGACUCAUCAUGGACUAGAUGAUCUGGAUGCUGCUGCACUUUGAUUACUGAGAGUAGGGGGAGAGGUGGAACUGGGGAUACAUGUUGCCUCUUCAUUAAUUUAAUUAUUGUUAUUAUAACUAUUGGUAGUAUUAUUUUAUGUUUUAGGGAGGGGGGGUGCUUAAAUGAUUGCUUGUUUUUUUUGGAUGGAUUCUUUUCAAUUUGUUUUGGUUGUGGAAACAUACCUCAGAAUAUAUAUAAAUAUAUAAAUAUAUUUUUUGAAUUGUUUUCCCCCUCAGUUUUGUUUUUGUGAAUAUAUUUUUUUUGUUUGUUUUUUUUUUUUUUUUUUGUUCCUGAAAUAUUUCCUGUCUGUGAGGACAGAUAUGUGAUGGAGGAAUGAAAAUGUGUGGAUGUGGGAAAACGGAGAGAGCUUUGGGUGCAGCAGGGGUGUGGUGAAUAAGGCAGUGUUGGGGGGGCUGUUUUUAUAUGGUUGUUUCGUCUGUUUUGUAAGAGAUGGCCUCACCUUUGGCUUUUUUUGAAGCUCUAAGAGAAUGAAUGAAUGAAUCAAUGAAUGUGUCAUUGAAAUAUAUGCAACCAGCCUGAUGGAGUCCGAGUGAUGCAGUUUCCUUUUGUUUAUGCUGUGUGGGCAGUGUCACUGCUGGCCAUUCUUCCUGGAUCCUUACUUUUAAAUUACAGCUGCACAUAAAUCAUUUGCCACAAAGUCUUUUCCCGUCGCUGUAAGAAUGAAGAUUGAAUUAAGCCCCUCUUGACAGGGCACCCACCUAAUUAAAACUAAAUUAUGCUUAUUUAUUCAUGUUA
Molecule: messenger RNA, 5089 nt
Organism: Brienomyrus brachyistius
Lineage: Eukaryota; Metazoa; Chordata; Actinopteri; Osteoglossiformes; Mormyridae
Gene: armc8
Product: armadillo repeat containing 8
Exons: 21
Coding region: 1809-3833 (674 amino acids)
Biological process (GO): proteasome-mediated ubiquitin-dependent protein catabolic process
Cellular component (GO): GID complex
Molecular function (GO): protein binding
Source: RefSeq, a predicted model, not a curated record